This is a messenger RNA of Pocillopora meandrina, 819 nucleotides long. NCBI's taxonomy places the organism in Eukaryota, Metazoa, Cnidaria, Anthozoa, Scleractinia, Pocilloporidae. The record is from the annotation of a GenBank genome assembly.
AUGGCGAAGAAAGACAUCAGACUGCGGCAAUCUAUCCCAGUGCACAAGCGACUAGCGGUAACAUCAUGGCGGCUAGCAACGGGCGACACAUACCGAUCUACAGGACUACAAUUCGGUAUUGGACGGUGCACGGCCAUGUUGAUAAAUAAGGAUUUUUGCAAUGCUAAUGCUAAACGUGCUAAAGAAUUCAUCAAACUUCCAGAAACCGAACAAGAGGUGCUACAAAGUAUUAGAUUGUUUACAAACAAGUCUCCAUUUCCCCAAGUAGUAGGGGCUAUUGACGGUUGUCAUAUUGCUUUGAAGACAGUGCCUGUGGACGAGCGAAUUGAUUACUUCAACCGAAAGCAAGAUUAUUCUGUUGUGAUUCAAGGUGUUGCUGACGCGUCAUUUCGAUUUCUCGACAUAAGUGCAGGCUCUCCUGGUAGCAUUCACGAUGCGCGUGUUCUUCGUUUAAGCAAUCUGCACAGGGAAAUUGAACAAGGCAACUGGCUGAACGGGCCUACAAAACAAAUUUCUGGUUCCGAAAUUAGACCUUUGCUUGUCUGAGACUCAGCAUAUCCCUUAUCUGUUUGGUCAAUGAAGCCCUUUAAGCAAACACGUACGUUAAGUGAACGACAACUGCGGUUUAAUCGUGCUCUCAGUCAAGCCCGUGUUGUUAUCGAACAGGCCUACGGAAUCUUGAAAGGGCAAUGGAGGUGCCUUUACAAGGCAAUGGUAGAAAAGACAAGUAGAGUGGCCAUCACGAUCUUGGCAUGCUGUGUUCUUCACAAUAUUUGUGUCGAUGUGGGAGACCCUAGCCCCAUAGACAUUGGGAGAUGA